AUGCGGCGUCGCUGCCUGUGGGUUAUCCAGGCAAUCGUCCUGCUAGGCCUGCUCGCUGUAUUUUGCCUCACACAAUUACAGUCCCAGGCGCUUCUACAGCAAGACCCUGGCACGAUCAACCCUCUCAAGGUUGCCAUUCCACAGACAGUCCACCAACUCUUCAUCUCGACACCAGGACCCCGCGGAUCCAGCUUCUAUCCGGAUAGACAUAGCACCUCGUGGCUCCAAUCAGGAUGGAAAGUCGAGUACUGGAGGGAGUCUUCCUGCUACGAACUUGCGCAGGAACUCGAUGAUACUGGGUCAUACGCAGCCACAUUCCAAGCCCUACCCGCUCCUAUCCUUAAGUCCGACUUUUGUCGCUACUUGAUCUUAUUCGGGCGGGGUGGGAUUUACAAUGAUCUUGAUGUCCACCUUCUCCACCCGUUGCCGUGGCCAGUCAUGGGUGCAGUCAACGAUGGCGUUGAUGAACCACCCGCUGUGAUUGUGGGCCUGGAGGGCGAUGCCGCCACAACUGGCCUGCCUCGAUCUCCGCAGUUUGUUCAGUGGACCAUGGCAUCUGUUCCUGGUCACCCCAUCUUUCGUGACGUGUUGCAGUCCAUUGUUGACCGCACAGCCCACUAUAUCUCCACUCAGACCGCAGAGACUGAUGCAGAUAUCGACGUGAUGGGCUGGACCGGUCCCAGUGCCUGGACAGAUGCGGUGCUGGAAUAUCUACAAUGCGAUGAUGAGCAGAUUCAGCAGCUCCGCGAUCUCCACGAGGUGGUUCGCGUUCGCGACGUAAUUAUCCUUCCACGACGAUCCUUUGCUGUCCUCCAGGGCGAAGAUCAGACUGCACCAGAUGUUCUGGUUAAGCAUUAUUUCUCGGGAAGCUGGAAGACGUGUGCUCGAGAAUGGCUUCGCUGGCUGUGGCCUGGGGGUUGUUAA
Messenger RNA from Aspergillus luchuensis, 924 nucleotides. It is a transcript of the gene och4, whose product is annotated as putative alpha-1,6-mannosyltransferase subunit (Hoc1). Bases 1 to 924 code for a protein of 307 amino acids. Gene Ontology annotation, molecular function: alpha-1,6-mannosyltransferase activity. Gene Ontology annotation, biological process: protein N-linked glycosylation. The record is from RefSeq and is a predicted model, not a curated record. Gene Ontology annotation, cellular component: mannan polymerase complex. Lineage: Eukaryota; Fungi; Ascomycota; Eurotiomycetes; Eurotiales; Aspergillaceae. The transcript has a single exon.